Hirsutella rhossiliensis is the source of this 1011-nucleotide messenger RNA. Its product is annotated as cytochrome b5-like heme/Steroid binding domain-containing protein. Bases 1 to 1011 code for a protein of 336 amino acids. The record is from RefSeq and is a predicted model, not a curated record. NCBI's taxonomy places the organism in Eukaryota, Fungi, Ascomycota, Sordariomycetes, Hypocreales, Ophiocordycipitaceae. The transcript has a single exon.
AUGGGCAUCGUGGGCGUCUCCCUCAUCCUCGCCUCGGUAGUCUACAUCAUUGUCCGCCUGCCCGCUUGGCUGUCCCCCAUGCUCUCCCGCUGGCUCGGCCUCCGGGCACCCGUUGCCGCUCCGGGUCCGACGAAGCGGCGCGACGACGAUGCCGACACGGCGCUCAGGAUACCAGGCCCAGGCUGCUUACCCGAUGAUGGCCCGUCUGCGCUGCCGUCGUCUUCCGGUAGGCCGGAAGAGUCGUCCUCAUCUGACCGGCUUCGCGACGACAGAGCAGCCAUGCCUCCUCCACCCAUCAUCCAACCACCGACCAUCGACGUGCCCGACAGCCCCGAAACAACCCCCAAGGCCUCAGCAUCUCAGCCGGACCCCGACCCUAUCCCGACCUUCUCCCUCUCCGACGAGUCAUCGGCGCCUCGCCCCUCAAAGCCAAGCGCAACCGCCGCCUCCGUGAUGCCUCCCCCCUUACCCGUCCGCGUCCCGACCCUCGCGCAAUUCCCAGCCGCGAACUCCCCACAACGCGCCGCCCGCGGCCCCAUCCCCAACCGUGGCUCCUCGCCCCUAGCCCCCUCCGGCGGCCUCGCCCCUCCGCCAACGCACUCGUCCAAGCCGCAGAAGCCGCACCGCAAGGUCACCCUCGCCCCGGGCCACUCGCCCCUCGACUGGGCGCGCAUCUCGGGGGGCAGCGCCGACCUGCGCGGCGUGGGUCGCGAAAUGCCCUACCUGCGCGUGCCGCCGUCGAUGCUGAAAAGGCAGACGGGCCGCAAGGGCAAGGAUGCGUGGAUGGCCAUCAAUGGCAAGGUCUACAACAUCACCCCCUACGCACAGUUUCAUCCUGGCGGUGUUCCAGAGUUGAUGCGCGGUGCCGGCCGCGAUGGCACCAAGCUGUUUGGCGAAGUGCAUCCUUGGGUCAACUACGAGACUAUGCUGGCGGCUUGCUUGAUCGGCUUGCUGGUGGACGAGCCGGUAGGCGACUCGGCGGCGGAGAGCGAAAUGGACAAGAUGGAUUAG